GUGUUUUUGUGUUAUGAAAUAAAGUGGAUGCUAAAAAACCACUUGUUGAUACGUAAUCAGUGUAACAAAAUUAAAGAAUUUGCUGAGAUAUCAGUCCUUUAAUGAAACAGCAGUAAUAUAAAGAUUACGUAUUAAUAUAUUUGAUAUUUAAAUAUCCUGUAAUCAAAAUAAAAGAUAUGGAUAACUUAUUUUGUAACAACAAAAAUUAUUUGUGUAGAUGUAUUCUUAUCUCUGUAAACAAUUCAUAUUUAGUGUUUUGAUCUCGAUAUGUUUACACUUUAGAAAUAUGAAUUCAUCUCUACUGUGGUCUGUGGAUGACUUAGACCUCUUAGCUUCAGAUUUGGAUUCUAGUCUAACGGGCCUGGGUGGUCCUGUCAGUUCAACUUUUGACAUGAGUGACACAUUGUCUGCUAUUCAAGUUAUUAAAUUGGAUAAUGAAAUGGAUCACAAGCAGGAAUCACACAGCCUAACAUUUUCCGGGUCAGUUCAUCAGUAUAUGGACAAAGAAAAGGCUAAGUCUAGUCAAGAUCUCAGCGUUAAUAACUUCACUUCGUAUUCUACUCCCUGGCAGGAAACUCGCAAAGUUGCAAAGAAACCCUGUCGGAAACUUCCCGACGACUCUUUUUUAGAGAAUCGCAGAGCAAGUUAUGAAACUGAUUUAUUGGAAUCUGUUGGUGAAAUGAAAAAUUCAUAUGGUCACCGUGCACCUGUUUUAAGUGGAAUGUUUUCAUCCUAUGCACAAGAAGCUGAUUAUGACUACCCAAUAUCAACAGCUGAAUUUCAGUACAGGCUUUCUGCAGCUACUGCUUUGGGAACUAGAACAGGAGAAGAGGCAUUAACCUAUCUCAAUCAGGGACAAUCCUACGAAAUCCGUUUAAAGAAACUUCGAGGAAUAGCUGAUAUGAAGGGAAAGUUACUAAAAAGUGUCUUACAAGUAACUUUUCAUGAUCGAAGACUCCAGUUUCGUGAAAAGUUGGAAAUACUUGCUUGGCAGAACCAAAGACCCUCGGAACGAAUUCUGGACAUAGACUUAUCCUUAUCGUAUGGUAUAUUUGAUGUUAUACCUGAUCCUAAAAAUAUUAACUGUGUGGAAUUCAUGUGGGACCCAACACGAGAAGCUUCUGUUUUUCUGAAGGUGAACUGUAUUAGUACAGAAUUCACAUGUAAACGGAGAGGUGGAGAGAAAGGAGUACCUUUUCGCAUUCUCAUAGAGACAUACAGCCAUUGGGAAAAUCCACAAUGCCUCUUAGAUGCUGCAUCCUGUCUUGUAAAAGUAUUUAAAUCUAAAGGAGCUGAUAGGAAACACAAAACAGACAGAGAUAAAUAUGAAAAACUUCCACAAUCUGAGCAGCGCGACCUUCAACCCUCUUAUCAGUACACAUUAUUCACUGCUAGUCCCCUGAAAGCUGAAAACAAAUCGGAUUCUGGUAGCAACUCACCAUCUCCUUUGCAAUAUACCUACAUUAAACCCCAGUCACCCUUAGUAUCAACCACUGAAGUAUCAACCUCUACACCAUCUGUCACUUCCAGCCCACAACAUUCGAGUGAUAUCAAAGAUUGUGAUGAUGUUUUAUCUUCGUAUCCAGAUGUGCCGUCUUCUCCCCCGCAGAUAGAGGAAGACUAUUUCAACUUGACUAUGAGUCCUGAUCAAGUUAGAAACUGGUUUCACAAAAAGAAAUUUAACAAAUUUUUACAAUGCUUCGCAUUAUAUUCAGCUAAAGAAUUGCUCUGCUUAAGCAGGGAAGAUAUCAUUGAGAUAUGUGGUCCUGCUGAAGGCAUCAGAUUAUACAACUGCUUCCAUAUUCGCAUUCAGUGCCAUUUACUUACAUUCCCUCAAGUUAAAUGAACUGAAGGAGGAACUGUGCAAAAUGUUAAAUCUUCCUCCCAACAGCAUUGCCAACCUCUAUGCCUCCGGACCUGAUGGGAUACUCUUAAUCAUCACCAACAAAGUAUUACAAAAUAUGAAAGAUGAAGCAAUCUUUAUUUGUGAAAUUCUUAAAGCUGAAGAUGAUAAACGCACCAUUAUUUUGAAGUCUCAUAAAAACAUAGUCUGCAAUGAAUGACGUACAAAGUAUUUUUAAUCACAAAGAAUAUAUUUUAAAACUAUGUGCCAUGUUAUAAUAAAAAUUCAUUAUUUUUUUUUUACUGUAUAAAUUGUUUUUCUAUCAUUGUUCAUGUAAAACUGUUU
This is a messenger RNA of Parasteatoda tepidariorum (common house spider), 2188 nucleotides long. The record is from RefSeq and is a predicted model, not a curated record. NCBI's taxonomy places the organism in Eukaryota, Metazoa, Arthropoda, Arachnida, Araneae, Theridiidae.